Triticum urartu is the source of this 485-nucleotide messenger RNA. The record is from RefSeq and is a predicted model, not a curated record. NCBI's taxonomy places the organism in Eukaryota, Viridiplantae, Streptophyta, Magnoliopsida, Poales, Poaceae.
UCGCCGCCGUCGACACGUCCACAUCUCCGACCGCUGCCGCCGCCACCGCGUCGCCAUGGUUUCCUGGAGUGAGGACUCUGGCAGCAGUGAAGGUUCACAUGGCAGGUAUUACCAGUACGCCACCUCAGGUUCAGACGACGGCAUCGUGCAGAUCCCUGCUACCACGGAUGACUCCGAAUUCGAGGGCAAAGAUUAUGUUUUGUGCCAUGAACACCGGAAGCGAGCAGAAAGACUUGUUGCUUUCGAGGGCAUCCAUACUGGCAGGAGGUUCCUUGCCUGUGCUGUGAAGGUAUGUGUCAAAUUUCUGCUAAUUAGCUGUUGUGGUCUAAUCAUUUGGUCAUUGUUUAGUACCUAUUUUGGUAUUUAGCAGAUCUGGCUUGUUAGUUAGGCUGCUUAAAUAUGUGCCCAAUACUUAUUGGCUCAGUGAAGUCAUUGUAUUUAUGUGAGCAUCUGUGCAGAGUGUUGUGGCAUGUUCAUUUGUUUAU